GGCGGCAGUGGUGGUUGUUGUGUUGUCCCCUCGAGUGUGGCCGACAGUCGCACUCUUCUCUCGCACACGGAGUCAACACGCAUUCGGCGGAGGGACGCAAACGAUUGCGUUUCCUUUUGGUUUUUGUUUUUCGGUUUCGUUUUGGGGGUGAAAAGAAGAAAAAGAAUACGAAAGAGGAGGUACGUGAGAGGAUCUUAACGUAAGGGAGGACGCACGAGAGAAGGAAGGAGAAUCGGCGACGAACGGCGGUGGCGAGAGACCAGAAAGACGGAAAGAGAGGAUAUUUGUUGUUGGUCGGGUCAAGAGGGAGCCGAGGGGGAGAGAGCGAGCGUGUGUAAGAGAGCGAGUGCCGAGUUGCAAGGGGAAUUAGUUAGUUGACUGUACCCAGCCGGCAUCUGUACAAAUGGCGUUGAUCUAAAUAUAAAUAUUAUAUUUAUAUAAAAGUGUAUUUUGUGUGUAUAUGAGUGCUUGUGUGAUUGUGUGUGCGAAGAAGAAUUGUCGUUCCGGUGGUGGUGUUGUUGUUUAACGUGUGCGGGCAAUUAACGAAAGAAGUAGCAAAAAAAAAACAAGAAAAAUAAGGUAACCGCUGCUGCUGGUGGUGCUGCAUGCCGUACGACGAGUGCUGCUGCUGCUGCUUGGAGAUCAUCCCGCGGCGGAGCGAAAAAAAGACUUUUUGGAUAACAAUCAUCAAAGCAACAAGAGAGAGACAACAAUUUUUUAUAGCAUAUAUUUUAUAUAUAGAGAGAUAUAUAUAUAUACACCUAUUAUAUUGUCUAGUAUUUUUUAGACAAAGAAUCUAGCGAGUAGGCAUAUAGUAUUAUUCAUGUACUAAGAACAAUAUUUUGUGCUUUAAAACGAGUUAGAACUAUCUAUCGAAGAUGGUUACUCCGCCGCAGCAGUUUUGUGUUCGAUGGAAUAGUUACCAAUCAAAUCUACAGAAUGCUUUCCCCAAGCUUCUCAUCUCCGAGCAUUUCGUCGAUGUUACGUUGGCUUGCGAAAACGAGAUGCUCAAGUGCCAUAAAGUCGUCCUAUCCGCUUGCUCGACGUACUUUGAGAAGCUUUUGCUUCAGAAUCCCUGUCAGCACCCCAUUAUAUUCAUGAAGGACAUGAAGUUUCAAGAGAUGCAAUCCCUCGUUGAUUUCAUGUACAAAGGUGAGGUGAACGUCACGCAGGACGAUCUGCCAUCGCUUCUGAAGUCGGCGGAGGCCCUUCAGAUCCGCGGCCUCUGCGGAUCUGAUCAACUUCUCAGUCAACAAAAUUUAAAUAACAUUAAAACUUCCUCGACGCCGAAGACGUCACAGGAGAAGCCUGUCACGAAUGCGAACGCCAAAGUUUCUUCCGAUCAGCCUCAGCAGACACAGCAGAAUCAAUCACAGCAACAGCAGACGCAGACGCCCAAGGGGGUCGCGAAAAAAGAGGAAAAGACUGAUACACAACAAACGGCGGCGAGCGCUGACGGUACCCUUAAUCCAUCCUCUUCCGAAUGUGAUUCGAACGAUGCCUCAACUAUUAUCAAAGAGGAAUUGGACAUUAAAGAGGAGUACGAGGAUGCGUACUACGAUGGAGAAGGUGAUCUUAUGGAUACAGAAUUUACAGAAGAAGACGGACCACUUAAUAAUAGUUUGCUCAUGAAAUCUCCAGACUAUGCUAUUGCCAAUGUUUCGUGUCAGUAUGAUGGAAGUCCAGGUUCGACGAGUCGGAGGGUGCGAAGAUCAGACGAAGAACUGAGAAGAGCUGCAGAAUGUAUAACGCGAGGUCAGACCUUCCAAACGGUUAGCGAUCAAUUCAACAUCCCCAUUUCCACGAUACGCUUUUACAUGGCCAGGAAAGGAAUCCUUCCCCGACGCAAGAGAGGAAGAGCGUGCUCCGGUGCAAGCAUGUCCCCAUCCAUAUCCCCCUCCGUGGCAAACUCCUAUGGUUCGUCGGGCAACACCAGCCCCAUAGGCCCACCUUACCACAUCGUCCACUACAAGUUACCCCAUCUGGGCGUCUCCAAACUCAAGUAAGAGACACACAGAAACCACCACCAACAACAAAAUCAACAACAGCAAAACAAAAUUUAACACACUCACACACACCGUGCUGAAAAGAAAGAAAACAAAACCAGAAACAACACUCAUUUGCCUAUAUACAUAUAUAUUUUUAAUUACUUAUUUCUUUUUUUUUCUCUCUUAUAUCUUAACGGCAUGCAACACGAUAGGGUCGAUACUUUAUAAAUAUAUAGAAAGGACAAAACAAACAAAAUAAUGAAAAAAAAAUAAAAUAAAUCGUGAAAUAGUUUUUUAAAAGAGGAAAAAAAUAAUAAUAAAAUAUAACUAAAUAUGGAGAGUACAAGUUGUACACUAAUAGCUUCCAUUAUACUUAAGACAAUGUAUGUCGUUCAACUUGUUGAAUCCAAAAAAAUAUAAAAGUAAAUAAAUAAUAAUAAUAUUGAGAGGACUAGGAGAAAAAGAAAGAACUUGGAUGCCUUACAGUAAAUUCGGCAUUAUUUUUAUAUUGUGCUAUAGAAAUAAAAUAUAUUUUAAAAUAUAUCAACCUAUUUUUUAGUUAAUAACGCGAGAGAUGAUCUUGCGAUAUAUAAAGUAAUUGUUUGUACUGAUUGUAUUGUAAGGGUAGCUCGCAUACAGAUUUUAGUUUGUAUUCAAAUUAUUUUUGAAAUAUUAAUUCGAUAUAAACAACAGAGAAAAAAAAAACAAAAGAAGCUUGAUUUAUAUUCCAUUUUAUUUUGUU
Messenger RNA from Nicrophorus vespilloides, 2730 nucleotides. RefSeq names its product protein bric-a-brac 2. Gene Ontology annotation, biological process: regulation of transcription by RNA polymerase II. Lineage: Eukaryota; Metazoa; Arthropoda; Insecta; Coleoptera; Silphidae. Gene Ontology annotation, molecular function: DNA binding; protein binding. Bases 879 to 2006 code for a protein of 375 amino acids. The transcript has 5 exons. The record is from RefSeq and is a predicted model, not a curated record. Gene Ontology annotation, cellular component: nucleus.